AUGGCUGUAUCCAAGUCCGACAAACCUUUACCCACCGUUCUCAUCACCGGAUGUAGUGAUGGCGGCAUCGGGUCAGCGCUGGCAGAGGCCUUUCAUGACAGGGGAUUUCAUGUCUUCGCAACCGCCCGUUCACUUCCAAAGAUGGCGCACCUGGAGGAACUGAAGAAUAAAACACUCUUAGAGCUGGAUGUAGAGUCUCAGUCCAGUAUCGACGCCGCACUGGAAGCCGUGGUCAAGCAUACGGGCGGCGAAGGGAAACUGGACUACUUGGUCAACAACGCCGGGCUAAAUCUAAACUAUCCAGCUCUUGAUACGGAUCUUGCGUACGCGAAGAAGAUGUUCGAUGUCAAUUUCUGGGCGAUGGUGCAUGUCACGCAUACUUUCAUGCCAUUGCUGAUUGCGUCCAAGGGGACGCUGGUGAACAAUGCUUCACUCGCGGGAGUGUUGCAUGUACCAUGGGGGUCAUUUUACAAUGCUUCAAAAGCUGCUGUGCGGAUGUACAGCGAAGUACUUCGCCUUGAGGUUGCGCCGCUGGGGGUGAAGGUUAUAACCAUCAUGACUGGAAUCGUGGCGACGAACAUGUUUUCGAAUUCCCCCCAGGAUGCUUUACCUGAGAACUCGUAUUACAAGGUCGCCAAUGACGAUAUCGCAGUGUUGGCAAGCGGCGAGAAAUUUGUCGGCACAGCGAUGCCCCCGGCUGUGUAUGCGAAGGGCGUUGUUGAUGAUGUGCUCGGUGGUCAUAGUGGAAUGACCUGGAGGGGGAAAAUCGCAUCAAUGGGAUGGUUUAUUCAUUCCUACUUUCCCACAUGGCUGACGGAUCGUGGAGUUGGUUUCGGUUCAGGCCUGGAGAAGCUGUGA
This is a messenger RNA of Aspergillus puulaauensis, 858 nucleotides long. Its product is annotated as SDR family oxidoreductase. Bases 1 to 858 code for a protein of 285 amino acids. Gene Ontology annotation, biological process: triglyceride catabolic process; phosphatidic acid biosynthetic process. The transcript has 3 exons. NCBI's taxonomy places the organism in Eukaryota, Fungi, Ascomycota, Eurotiomycetes, Eurotiales, Aspergillaceae. Gene Ontology annotation, molecular function: triacylglycerol lipase activity; acylglycerone-phosphate reductase (NADP+) activity. The record is from RefSeq and is a predicted model, not a curated record. Gene Ontology annotation, cellular component: endoplasmic reticulum; lipid droplet.